Geodia barretti is the source of this 3113-nucleotide messenger RNA. The record is from the annotation of a GenBank genome assembly. Lineage: Eukaryota; Metazoa; Porifera; Demospongiae; Tetractinellida; Geodiidae.
CCCCCUUUUAAUUUACAGGAUUUUAAAUUUACUAGUGGCGUUACAAACUUUUGUGUUCUUACACAAUCUAUUUAAAGUUCCUUGUCUGUCUGUCUCCAUCCUUAAAACCAGGUCGAGGACUCCCUUUAUCACUCCGUUCCAAUCCAAAUCACUUCUCAUGUCAUCCUCAUAUGAUCUCUGAGAGCCUGUUGCCCUACCUUCAAUGCACAGACCCUCCAAGUGCAUGGGUUUGCUGGGUCUGUCAGCUGACAGAAAGGUUCGUUCCACUUCCCCAUACCCCAUGUUGUGCUGAAGCUGAUUCUUUAGCCUUUUUAGCACCUGAACGGCUUUCCUGACACAUGGUUCGGUCUUGCCAAGAUUGAUGCAACUUCGCUGGGCAGGGGAUAAGAAGUCAAAAUCAGCGCACAUGCCUUUUGCGCGCCGUCGCCCUAGGCCGGCUGCAGACGUGUUAGCGAGAUGGUGGGGAGACUAGACAGCACAGAGACCAGAGCAGCAGGAGGAUCGCCUUCUGCUACUUUGCGCAUGCGUGUUUGUAAGGAAAAGGCGGGAAAACACGCACACACUUACUAGCGAUUUGCUGACUGACUCUCAGACCACAUCUUCACAGCAUGGAACCUACUACGAAGAAACCACUGGCGGCCUCAAAUAUUCCCAGGCCUUCUCUUUUGCCAGCGAGAUCUGGAGUUGGCAAAAAGCGAACCGCUCACGUGGCACAGCUCGAGGAAGAACAUGUUCUUCCUCCAUCUAAACGAGCUGCAAGGGGAGAGAAGACUGUUACCGCCAAAGUACCUGCUGGCAAGUCUAAAACAGUGGCUGUGAAACACCCUCCACCAACUAGAAAUGUUGUUUCCACAAGAAAACAAUCAUCAACAGUUGCUGCAUCGGGGUCAAAAGCUAAAACACAGACUCUAAAGGGGAAUGAGAAGAGACCUAUGGCUGGAAAAUCAUCAAUAAACAGCAAGAAGUUGCAAAGUUGUGAGGGAAGGAUGGACGUAGAAGUUCUUGAUAAACUUGAGAAACUGUCUUCUAGAAUGAGCAAGUUAGAGGCUGAGAAGGCAGAGAGCAAACAUACAGAUGACAUGCACCAAGAAGGAGAGAAAUUUCAUAAUAUACUGGAGCAGCUUUCGGAGACCAGAAGGCUCCUAACUGAGAGUGAGCAUAACCUUGAACUAGCGAAGAUGUCAAAGGCCUCGUUGCAGAGAGCUUAUAAUGAUGCUGAAACUAAUCUGACAGGAGCAUGUCAAGAAAUCAGUACCCUGAAAUUGAAUGUGUCUCAAAUGGUGACUAAUGCAACUGUUGCACACUCCCAGUUGGAGGCUAUGAAGCUGUCUAGAGACAAAGAAUUGCAGGAAAGCCAGUGUAAAAGUGAAAGAAUUGCUGAUCUGGAAAAGGAGAUAGAGAAGCUCCGAAGCUCUCUGUUGCAGUGCCAUAAAGAGAUCAGGGAGAAUGAGAGUACCAGACGUAAACUCCAUAACACAAUACAAGAACUCAAGGGUAAUAUUCGGGUAUUUUGUCGUAUGCGUCCUUUGCUGCAUUGUGAGCUCAAUAACAGUGCACUUGAUGGCAGUACGGCAAGUACAGACACAACCUCAAUUUGUUGCACCAGUGUUGGGUCACAGCCUGUCAUAAAAGGAGACAGGGGGAGUUUCCUCAUAGAAUUUCCUGACAAAGAAAAAGAAUGCAGAAAAAUCUCCAUCCAUUUCUCUCCUCACAAAGUAGAUGGCCAUACCAGUAAGAGAAGCACACGUACCCAACAGUAUGAGUUUGAAUUUGAUCGUGUGUUUGGUCCGGAUUGCAGUCAGGAAGCUGUAUUCAGUGAGAUAUCGCAGUUGGUUCAGAGCGCCUUGGAUGGUUACAAUGUGUGCAUAUUUGCUUAUGGACAAGUAAGUUUCAUGUAUCGUGAGUUAGCUACUAAGCAUUUUUGGUGAGCGGGAGUGGCACAACUGCAGCUAUACAACAAUUGGUGAGCAUGCACAUGGAGGAUUAUAGUUUGUCGCAUAUGUAGCUGUCCUCCGCUGCUGGAGGUGUGCCUCUCCUGCGUGCAAGGCCGUAUGCUGUCCUCAACUAGACGCUGCCUCCCGCGAGUUCUGUCUUGUGCUGCUUAGCUUUUCUGAAGCGAGGGGCUCCCUAGUGCAAGCUCUGAUGUGGAGAUGUGCUGGGAUCCGUCACGAUACGGGGUCAGGAAAGACAUACACAAUGGAAGGACCUGUUAAUGCAGAUGAGCACACUCAAGGCAUGAUCCCUAGGGCCCUGCAGCAGGUUUUCACCUCCUCACGGGACCUCAAUGAGAAAGGAUGGGUUUACAAAAUGGAAGCCUCUUUCAUUGAAAUAUACAAUGAAACACUACAUGACCUGCUCUGCUGCUGGGAAAAGGGACCUGAAACAUGAAAUUAGAAUCGAUCCAAAGAAUGAGGGUGAAGUGUAUGUCACAAACAUCACUCCUGUUCUUAUUACAUCUGAACAGCAGGUUUCCUGUCUUUUAGACACUGCAGCCAAGCGUAGAGCAGUGGCUGCAACAGAGUCUAAUGAACGUUCCUCUCGUAGCCACUGUGUAUUUCGACUCACUCUGUCAGGCACUAAUAGCAAAACCCUGGAGACUUGUCAUGGUACAUUGAACCUGGUUGACCUCGCUGGUUCUGAAAGACUGGUAAGUAACGGAAGUGCAAGUGAGAGGCUCAAAGAGACGCAGAGUAUCAACAAGAGUCUGAGCAAUUUAGGAAAUGUUAUUAUGGCUCUUGCCAAUCAGGAGCAGCAUAUUCCAUACCGUAACUCUAAACUAACGUAUCUGCUACAAAACUCUUUGGGUGGGAACAGCAAGACACUCAUGUUUGUCAAUAUCUCCCCGCAGCCUUCGGCAGUGCAGGAAACACUCAGUUCAUUGAGGUUUGCUUCAAAAGUUAACCAAUGUCACAUUGGAACUGCCAAGACAACAACAAAGCAAUGAUAUUUCUUGUAGCCCUGCACUGGUGUUUUUGUUAUUUUUAUGCAGUAUACACUGUUUAAAACUCUUUCAGUCACGAAUUCGGCUUAUGAGCCCAACAACUCUCCUGCAUGCAUGUGGCAUUCUGCCCAAAUCUACACACCCUCUUUCAUCCCGCGCACGCGUGCUGUGG